Messenger RNA from Apaloderma vittatum (bar-tailed trogon), 1375 nucleotides. It is a transcript of the gene GAS7, whose product is annotated as growth arrest-specific 7. The annotation marks the transcript as partial. The record is from RefSeq and is a predicted model, not a curated record. The transcript is spliced from 5 exons. Gene Ontology annotation, molecular function: actin filament binding. Gene Ontology annotation, biological process: neuron projection morphogenesis; actin filament polymerization. Gene Ontology annotation, cellular component: cytoplasm; plasma membrane; actin filament. Lineage: Eukaryota; Metazoa; Chordata; Aves; Trogoniformes; Trogonidae.
CUUCAAAGCGAGGUAGAGAAACCGCUGCUCAACUUCAGAGAGAACUUUAAGAAAGACAUGAAGAAGUGUGACCACCAUAUUGCAGACUUACGCAAGCAGCUGGCCAGCCGCUACGCAGCGGUGGAAAAGGCCCGGAAAGCCUUGACAGAAAGGCAGAAGGAUCUGGAAAUGAAAACGCAGCAGCUGGAGGUGAAGCUCAGCAACAAGACAGAAGAGGAAAUUAAGAAGGCACGGCGGAAGUCCACUCAGGCGGGAGAUGACCUGAUGCGCUGUGUGGAUCUUUACAAUCAAGCCCAGUCCAAGUGGUUUGAGGAAAUGGUGACCACCACUCUGGAGCUUGAGCGGCUAGAAGUUGAAAGGGUCGAGAUGAUUCGGCAGCAUCUUUGCCAGUAUACGCAGCUGCGGCAUGAGACAGACAUGUUCAACCAAAGUACAGUAGAGCUCGUGGAUCAGUUGCUUCGGAAAGUGGAUCCUGCCAAAGACAGGGAACUGUGGGUGAAAGAACACAAAACUGGAGAUAUCCGGCCUGUGGACAUGGAAAUAUAGACUGCUCUAUAGUUGUAUGUGAUGAGUCCGCUGAAUUAACCAGGCUAAUGUUUGUUUUUUAAGGGUCAGAAGAGCAUAGGGAAAAGGUUGUUCCGCUACCAGACACCUUGUAAUUUACGCCUGUACAGGCUAUCUUUGUUACAUUUAGUCAUUGAAAUGGUCCUCAUUGUGCUAAGCCUGAAGCACCAGACAUUCCAGGGUGAAGAAACCAGAUGUGUGCUUCCCACCAGAGGUUCCCAAUUGCACGCAGCUUCCAGAAGAAACGUGCUUUCUGGUACAGAGAGCGCUCUGUUCUUCAGUGACUUUGUGCUACAUCCCUUGCAUGACUAUCUUUAUACAGUACGUUAGAACAACCACGCAGCGAGCCUCUGGCCAGCAAGUAGGUAACUGUGUGAACAUGAUGCAGGAGGCAGGGAAGUCCUGAUCAUGAAUCCCAGGUCUGUCACUGACUGCUUUAAUGGUUAUAGGCAAGGCAAUUAACUUUUCUGGCUCCCCCGUCUAUGACACACGUAUAUCUCACAGCGAUGUUGUGCGAUUACAUUUAUUUCAUAUAACACAGUUUCCCACCGUGACAGUGAAGUGAUGGCCCUUCUCCCCAAAUCCAUGGAGAAGACUCCUGCUCUUCCUGUUUUAUACUCCCUCUCAGGGAUACAUAAACCCGUUAUCAUCAUGAUUUCUGUUCUAGGCCAAUCAGUAAGGUUGAAAGUGUUACCAUCAAUGUUAUUUAUCAGGAAAGACUUGGUUGUGCUAUACCUACCUCAUUCGCUGUCUGAGCGCCCUCAAUGACAGAAAGAGGUCAUAUACCAAGGAAUAAAUGAGGUGUUCAAAA